CAACUCCAAUCCUAUUUUCUUCCUCAAAAAAUGUCUUCUCCUUUUGUCUUCCCUGAAACACAAUCCACAGUUCUCCCUGACCCUUCAACCUACUUCUCCCCAAACCUACUUUCUUCUCCGCUCCCCACAAGCUCUUUUUUCCAAAAUUUCGUUAUUCCAAACGGGUCACAACCUGAGUACAUUCACCCUUAUCUCAUCAAAACCUCAAACACAUCACUUUCUGCCUCAUACCCUUUACUCAUCUUCACUGCAGCAGUGUUGUACCAAGCUUUUGUGCCAGAUCUCACUAUCUCUUCCACUCAAACACAAACAAAAGAACAAAACCGUGUAGUUUCAUCCCACAGUGACCUUGGUGUCACUUUGGACAUUCCCUCUUCCAACUUAAGGUUCUUUCUUUCAAGAGGAAGUCCUUUCAUAACUGCUUCUGUGACAUCUCCAACGUCUCUCUCCAUCACAACCAAUCACACCAUAGCCUCUUUAUCUUCCAAUGAUAACAAAACCAAGCACACCCUUAGGCUCAACAACACUCAAACAUGGCUCAUAUACACCUCUUCCCCAAUCAAUUUGAACCAUGAUGAUGGUGCUUCCGAGGUUACAUCCAAACCAUUUUAUGGUACAAUUCGUCUAGCAGUGUUGCCUGAUUCCAAAUAUGAGGCAACUCUCGACAAGUUCAGCUCUAGCUACCCUUUAUCCGGUGAUGCAACAUUUGAGAAUUCGAAGCCUUUUCGUUUGGUGUAUCAAUGGCAAAAGAAAGGGUCUGAGAAUCUUCUCAUGUUAGCUCACCCUCUUCAUGUUAAGCUUUUAUCAAAGUACAACAAUGCUGGUGUCACUGUGCUUCAUGAUUUUAAGUAUAGAAGCAUCGAUGGUGAUCUUGUUGGUGUUGUUGGGGACUCAUGGGUAUUGGAAAUGGAUCCUAUUCCUGUGACAUGGUAUUCUAACAAGGGUGUGAAUGAUGGUUCACGUGAUGAGAUUGUGUCAGCGCUUGUUAAGGAUGUGGAAGCGUUGAACUCUUCAGCAAUAACAACAAAAUCGUCUUAUUUCUAUGGGAAGCAAGUUGGUAGGGCUGCGAGGUUGGCAUUGAUAGCGGAAGAAGUGUCUUUUUCCAAAGUGGUUCCCACAAUUAAGAAGUUUUUGAAAGAGACCAUUGACCCUUGGUUGGAUGGAACUUUCAAAGGGAAUGGUUUUCUAUAUGAAAAAAAAUGGGGUGGACUAGUAACCAAACUAGGGUCAACUGAUUCAACAGCUGAUUUUGGGUUUGGUGUUUACAAUGAUCACCACUUUCAUUUGGGUUACUUUCUUUAUGGAAUUGCGGUUCUAGCAAAGAUUGACCCUGAGUGGGGGCAAAAGUACAAGCCACAAGCUUAUUCACUUGUGACAGAUUUUAUGAACUUAGACCAAAAGUAUAGCACAAUUUAUCCACGUCUAAGGUGUUUUGACCUUUACAAGCUACACUCCUGGGCUUCAGGGGUGACCGAAUUUGAAGAUGGAAGGAAUCAAGAAAGUACAAGUGAGGCCGUGAAUGCGUACUAUUCGGCAGCAUUGGUGGGUCUAGCAUAUGAUGACUCAAGUCUUGUGGCCACAGGGUCAACGCUAGUGGCAUUGGAGAUUCUUGCUGCACAAACUUGGUGGCAUGUGAAAGUGGGAGAAAACUUGUACCAAGAGGAAUUUGCACAAGAUAAUAGGAUAGUGGGCAUUUUGUGGGCCAACAAGAGGGAUAGUAAGCUUUGGUGGGCCACUGCUGAGUGUAGAGAGUGUAGGCUUGGGAUCCAAGUGUUACCCUUGCUGCCUAUCACUGAGACCUUGUUCUCUGAUGCUGUUUAUGUUAAGGAGCUUGUGGAAUGGACCAUGCCCUAUUUGAGUAAUGAAGGGUGGAAGGGCAUGACCUAUGCCUUGCAAGGGAUUUAUGAUAAGGAAACAGCAUUGGAUGAGAUAAGAAAGUUGAAAGGUUUUGAUGAUGGCAACUCUUACACUAAUCUCUUGUGGUGGAUUCACAGCAGAUGAGGAAAGUUUUUGGACAAAAAAUGGUUGAAGUCCAAGGAGUGUAUAAUGUUUGAUUUCAAUUUGUAAUUGCCAGUGUUUUAAUUUGCAGUGAUUUAUGAAAUUUUGUAUCUCAUAUUAUGUGAAAUUGAUCAGUCUUCUGAUUUUUAAGAAUUUAAUAAAAUUGGCUGUUUAAUUACC
Molecule: messenger RNA, 2178 nt
Organism: Cajanus cajan (pigeon pea)
Lineage: Eukaryota; Viridiplantae; Streptophyta; Magnoliopsida; Fabales; Fabaceae
Product: glucan endo-1,3-beta-D-glucosidase
Molecular function (GO): endo-1,3(4)-beta-glucanase activity
Source: RefSeq, a predicted model, not a curated record